AUGGCCGCAGCCAUACUGGUGUGGACGUCUUUGAUGGCGUUCUACGUGGAGGGCGAGAAGGGUCACCUCAUGAACAACCAGAAUUCCAGCGCUGCUUCGGCGCUGCCUCGCGACGGGGAGACGCUGGCCCACUUGGUUCGCUUCGAGUUCCGGAUGAAAGACAAGGACCUGUCGAAGCACUUGAAGCACAUGCGCCUUCGCGCUCACGUGGUGCUGCAACUCGGCUGGGAGCUCAUCGACCGCGGCCACCCCGCUUUCUGCAAAGCUGCUGCCGGCGAUCCCGCGGCCAUACGCGCAGCGAAGGAGGCUUUCGAGAGGCGCGUGAAGCUGUGCUGCCCGUGGCUCGGCACCUCUGGGGGCGCCGACGGGGUGGCCCCGCCGGACGUCGAGAAAGCGACGGUGGUGGCGGAGCCGUCCAGGAGCAGCGUGCAGGAUAACAAGCACGCGACUCCGGCGCUGGCCAGCACAGACGUCGCGUCUGUCUUCGACGAUGCCAGACCGACCUCCUGCGCACCCACAGAUGCGACGUCCCGGCAAGGGACUUCGGGCCAGCGGCAGCAGCGAGCCAUGGACGGCGGGCCAGUCGUCCUGUACGUCGCCGACGCAGCCAUGUUGGAGCAGUGGAAUGGGAAGUGCCCCGCGAUUGCGUUCCCGCACACGCUACUGUGGCAGAGCGGGGGGCCAGACUUCACGAGGGCCUGGCGCCAUGGUGCCGACGUCGUUCAUCGACGACGAGCAACGGGGCGGCCCGAGGAAGUAGAGAACCGGCCAUCCAUCAGCAUGGGGAUGUGGCUGGCAGGCAUGUGCCGUCGAGUGGAGCACCAGAUCCGAUCGGACUGGCUCUUCAUUCCGGGCAUGCGCAAUGCCCACUUUCGCUUUUUGGGCAUCGCCGCAAGGUUGGGGAGCAAAGUGAGGAAGUACGUGGACGAAGAUGGAUCAGCGUUCACGGAGCGACUCACGACGGCCGCCCGCGGAUUGCACGACCUGUUGGCGAAGGAGUACUACGGACCCAAGAGGCGGCCGAUUGCUGGCAACUUGACGGUGCUGCACAUGGCGCACGGCCUGGACACGACCCAGAAACAGAUCGUGCACAACAUGCGCGCGGUGACGAGCACUCUUGCAGGCACCCAGGAACUGCGUCGCAGGAUGGGCCACGUCUUCCAGUUUGGCGCGAUUGGCUACGGGCACGGGCUUUUCAUCACCAUUUCGCCAAAUGAGAAGCAGUCCUGCUUGGUCAUGCGUCUGCACAGAGUACGCCAGGACGACCCGCUGCUGCGCGCGGGGUGCACAGACGACGCACGGAAUUCCAUGAGAAAGCGGUUGGCGUCACGGGAGUGGCCUUCACUGUCGGAGUGCGCCGACGCGGAGCUCCCCGAUUUCGAUUUGCGUCUUUGCGAAGUGGCCAAUGAUCCUCUCUCGGUCGUUCAGGGCUUCCGCGUCGCCGUGAACGUGAUCUUGGGCCGCCUCCUGGGCCUGCGGUUGUGCGCCGAGUGCGGCGUCGCGCGAAGAUAUCGCAGGCAGCCCCGGUGCUGCUGCACGGACAAGUUCGGCUCCAACUCGCGCCCCAUGGGCUGCAUUUUCGGGGUUGCUGCGGCUCUACUUGGCGCCGUCGAGAACCAGCACCCAGGCGCGCUCCACUUCCACGGGUUCGUGUACCUCGCGAACAUGUUCCAGCGCGCGCCCUUGACUGAGAUCGCAACGAAAAUUCGGGAGUCCCCUGGCUUGGUGGACUCGGUGAAGGAGUGGCACGCGUGGGUCCACAGGGAAGAGCACUGGGCCCCCGAGGAGCACCGGGAGAACCUUCCGUCGUUGGAGUUAGAGUGGCGGCAAAAUCACCGCGCAUCGGAGCACGUAGGUCUGUGUCGGUGGCCCUCUUAUAUGGACCAUGCCGAGCCGAAGACGAAGUGGGACGAAGGGUGCGAUGCCGUUGCCUGCGGCGCCGACGCGGCCAGCUUCAAGCAGGCUUACGAGGCAGACGCGCAGAUGAUUUUCUCGAAGGUCCAGCAUCACCACCGUCCAAACGGGAAGCCGCUCACACACUGCAUCAAGAAAGGCUGCAAGCACGGUGACAAGUGCAAGCACGGCUUCCCGAAGACCAUGCUUCUGGCGGCUCCAGACGGACCGAGGUUUCGUGUCGCGUGCCCUCAGGUGGCCAAGGAAGUCGGGCUUAAAGUGAACGGACCGCGGAAUGCGUUGGGCGAGAUCGUGGGCCCCCGGAGCGACGAUUUCCUGAGCGGGACUUGCCCAGCGUUUGCGGUGGCAUUUCGGAGCAACACGCACACCGCGCCGAACAACCGGCUGCCGCUCAUCACAGGCAUCACUCACGACCCGACUUGCCUGUGUCGACACGGCGCCAGAGAAGAGACAGGAGAAGGGCACCUUCGACGCAUCGCGUUCGCGGUUCAGCGGUCCAUGUCGAACUCUUCGCGGUACAUCGGAGGGUACAUUUCCAGGGUGCAGCGCGUCGGGAGGAAGGCGCGGGAACUCGCGAAGACCUGUCUGUCCACGCUGGCCCAGCGAAUCCAAGGGAAGUCCGAGAUGCAGCAGACGAUGAACACUUUUCACCGCUGCAUCGGGGACUGGGAGGCCAAGGGCGUGGCGCGGACGAUCGUCGAGGAAGUGAACUUGGCGCACUUCGCGGACAGGCCGAACCCGCUUGCAGCGGAGUGCAUCACGUCGUGCCCUGUCGCCGACUUCUACGCGGGCUGCUUCCUCCAGAUCGUGACGGACGAAACUCGGGUAGGGCGCGCGACGGCGCGGCGCCAGCAGAGGUUCGUGCUGUUCACGGACGCAGGCGGGGUGACCACGCCGCCGGACGCGACGGCGCGAGCGUACGCCUACCGACCGAAUCAUGCCGAGCUGAAGACUUUGAGCCCUCACGAAUUCGUCCGCUUGUACGAGGUGGUACCAAAGUGCCCGCCGCCAAGAGAUGCUUCGAAACCAUCGACGGGUCCGACGGAGUGGACGGCGAAUUCGCCGCCGGCCGCGGCGGAUGGGCCUCUGCGGCCUGGGGUCCACUAUGUCGUGAAGCCACCCACGGACGAAUGCAGGUACUUCGCGCUCGAAGAGGACCCAGACGACAUGGACUUCGCUCACAUGUACGUGAUUGUUCCACGGGGCGUCCCGGCGCUACCGAUCUUCAUCGGGUCCGUCACGCCGCAGCCCGACAUGACGGCCGAGCGCCGCAGCGCCAUUCUUUCUGCGUGUUUCCGGCCAUGGUCUCUGGUGUGCAAAUACGGAUCUUCUCGGGGGCUUGUUCCGCUAGCGAAGCAUCUGAACUUGCCGCCCAAGCGCCAGCGCUCUGGGAGGAGCGCGCCGAGCUUCCGAGUAGCCCUGAAGCACUACCUUCGCGGCCACAUCGUCUCGGUUUCCAACCGCGUCCUGUGGGCGAACGUGCUGCGCACAAUGACGACGACGCCGGAGGCCGCCGACGAGGAUGAGGACGACCAGGACUCGAAGACAGUCGAGGCGCUGCCCGAGGACGCGUUCCCCGAUCUCAGCCCCAUCAGCAUCAUGGCAGAGUUGCGGCGAGUGGACCGAGACGCCAGGGCGGAUGCCGCCGGCGAGGACAUUGGGCACCUCUCCCACUCGGUGCACAAAGCGCUGGAGCAGAGCAUGUCCUUCUGGGACCCACCGAACACCGAAACCACGUGGCGCGUUCCACAGCGUCAGUCUGCUCUUCGGCAUUGCAGUUCGCUGUCAGCGGGUGCUCGCGGAGAUGCCCGGGAGCCGUUGCGGAAAUCGGCGCGCCUGAAGAAGCGGGACAAGCUGUACCCUGGCGACGCUGACCUGACAAGCAACAUCCAGAGCUGGCGGAGAGGACGGGGGGGGGGCAAUCGCGAGACGUGGGACUACCCAAAGUAUGGCAUGAACGCAGUUUUGUCGGAGCGCCCGCUCCGUUUCGCUCUGGAAGAAGUUAUCGAAUAUGAAAAGUCUUCGGCUUCCGAGCAGGCGCGUCUCCAACCGAGCUCGCGCGGAGCAUCUGCUGCGUAG
This is a messenger RNA of Prorocentrum cordatum, 3993 nucleotides long. NCBI's taxonomy places the organism in Eukaryota, Dinophyceae, Prorocentrales, Prorocentraceae. The record is from the annotation of a GenBank genome assembly.